This is a messenger RNA of Glarea lozoyensis ATCC 20868, 1722 nucleotides long. RefSeq names its product FAD/NAD(P)-binding protein. Gene Ontology annotation, molecular function: N,N-dimethylaniline monooxygenase activity; NADP binding; flavin adenine dinucleotide binding. The transcript has 4 exons. NCBI's taxonomy places the organism in Eukaryota, Fungi, Ascomycota, Leotiomycetes, Helotiales, Helotiaceae. The record is from RefSeq and is a predicted model, not a curated record. Bases 1 to 1722 code for a protein of 573 amino acids.
AUGGAUCCCUCACCCAUCCCCCUCGUCUCCUACGGCCGCACGACCAACCGCGCCGAUGUACUGAUUAUAGGCGCCGGUAUCUCGGGGUUGACGACGGCCAUCGAGAUGAUUCGGAAGGGAAACGGGAGGAAUUUUAUUAUUGUGGAGAAGGGAAAUCAGGUUGGCGGGACGUGGAAUGAUCAGAGGUAUCCAGGGUGUUGUUGUGAUGUUUGGAGUCAUUUGUAUAGUCUAAGUUUCGAACCAAAUCCGAAUUGGACACGCGAAUACCCCGGUCAAGAAGAAAUCCUCGACUACCUCAUCUCCGUCGCCCAUAAAUACCAACUCUACAAACACAUCCGAUUCAGCACCUCGGUCGAAGAAGUACGCUGGGACGCUCCAUCCAACACCUGGAAAACCAAAAUCACACGUCUCGGCGCCAAAGAUGCAGAAUUCGGCGAACACUACACCAUCACCUCCAACUUUCUCGUUUCAGGAGUCGGUCAAUUAAACGUACCCAAAUACCCAGACAUCCAAGGCGUGGAUUCCUUCAAAGGGAAAUCCAUGCACUCAGCACGAUGGGAUUGGGAUUACGACCUCCGCGGCAAACGAAUCGGGAUCAUUGGAAAUGGUGCCACGGCCGCGCAAAUCAUUCCUGAAGUCGCAAAGGUGUGCGAGAGAUUGACUGUAUUCCAACGCACGCCGAACUGGGUGAUUCCUCGAGAUGACAGACCGAUUUCAUCCACACAACAGGCGAUUUAUAAAUAUGUGCCGUUUGUACGACGGAGGUAUCGAGCUGCGUUGAUGGAUUUUAGGGAGGCGUUUUUUGAUGUUGUGUUCGAUAGCGAGUCGGAGAUUCAUCAGAUGUUCAAAGGGGCCGCGGUGCAGCACAUGGAAACGCAGCUUCCGGGGGAGAAGUACAAAGAUAUGAGGGAGAAACUCAUGCCAAAGUACGAUAUGGGCUGUAAACGGGUGAUCAUCACCGAUGACUACUUUCCUACGUUUACGCGGGAGAACGUGGUGUUGGAAACGAGCGCGAUCAAGCGGAUUACCGAGAAGGGCGUUGAAGUCGAAGGCGAAAAGGAACAUGAAUUCGAUCUCCUAAUCUACGCAACCGGUUUCAAAACAACACAAUUCAUGUAUCCCAUCAAAAUCUACGGCACCAACGGGAAAUCCCUCGACGAGAUCUGGGCUUCUGGCGCUUCAGCCUAUCUCGGCAUGACAAUCCCCUCUCUCCCAAAUUUCAGCAUGUUAUACGGCCCCAACACCAACCUCGGCCACAACAGCAUAAUCCUCAUGAUCGAAGCCCAAGCCAUGUACAUCAACGCCCUCAUCACCAAGAUCAAAACCGCCCGCGACUCCGGCCACACCCUGAAUAUAUCUCCCAAACAAUCCGUCGUCGACGCCUACAACGCCGAUGUGCAGCGUCGUCUCGCGCAAUCGGCGUUCGCGGACCCGAAUUGUAAUUCCUGGUAUAAGAAUGAGAAGGGGCUGAUUACGAAUAAUUGGUCUGAGGCGGUGAUCCCGUAUCAGAAGAAGACGAGCGAGAUUAGGUGGGAGGAGUUUGAGGUGGGCGGGAGUGCCGCUGGGAUGGUGAGGGGGAAGGGGAGGGAGAGGUGGGGGAGGGUGGUGGAGGAGACGCAGGUUAGUAAUGCGGUGGUACUGAUGGGGUUGGUAUCGACGGCUGCGGCGGCUGUUGCGGCGGGGGUGUGGGUUAGGGGUGGGUUUGGGAUGGUGAGGCGGUGA